AUGGAUGUUCUGCUUCAUACCUCUCGAGACUCGACGCCAUCUGCCUGGCAAGGCAAGCAAUCCAGACAGCGCAGCGAGGGAAGCCGUGGUCAAAGCUCUGUGGGGCACACGAGAACCUCCGGCAGACAAGCAUUUGAACUGCCCGAUAAUAGCAUAGGCGAUCGUCUGGAAAAACUGAAGAAAAUCUUUGAGACCGCAGACGACGACGGCCAAAAUGGCCUGAGUAUGGACGAAUUUCACACGGCGAUGAGCUCCACUAUUGGACAGAGGUUAAGUCGGCGUGACCUAGAGCUACUGUUCAUGAAGGUGGACGCUAACUGUGAUGGAUCUGUCGACUGGGAGGAAUUCGUCACCUAUAUUCUGUUGGAAUUCCAAGAGAAGAGUUUGAUGUUAAGAAUGCUGAAAGAGACACCUUUUCCAAAUGAACGCCGUGAGAUUUUCAGCCGACACAGGGACACAAUUUUGAGUGUAAUUUUUUUCUCUUCUUCGAAGGCUGUAGAUUACACUUCGGGGCGUUAUGUGACUCUGGCGAAAGACGGAACAGUGAGUUUCUGGUCACUCGAGUUAAAGCUGCAGCAUAGCUAUCGUGUGGGUCAGAAUCGAGAGAGGUUAACACCGGUUUGGAUGACCAAUAUGGUGAGCUUACCUAGCUCCAGCAUGAUUGCCAUAGCCUCCACAGAUCGGGACAUUAUGUUUUAUGAUCUGGGUGCUAAAAAGUUUUUUAGGAAAUACCUAAUUAAGGGUCUUGAACAUUGUGUGAAUUGUAUGGAUUAUUGGGUGGAUGUGGCGAAUCCCAGACAGGCUGUCCUAGCCUGGGGUGACAUGGCAGGGAACGUUUAUGCAGUCACAUUCCAAAACGUUUCCUCUGGUUGCUUGUUUGGGACAUCCCGGACCAAACAGCAGUUGGAGUGUAAGAAUGUAACCUUAUCAGAACUGCAGCGAGGCCUAGUACCCGGGGUUAAGCUUCACCGGCAGCUUAAUAUUCAUGAGGGGUGGGUAAGUCAUGUUCGUUACAUCCCCGAACUGGCAUCUUGUGUUUCGUCCUGUGCUUCAGAAGGGACUGCCAUGUACGUCAGCGACUUCGAAAACAAAAAGUGUGCAUAUUUCAAAAUUCGUAAAGGCCUUCUUUGCUUCGACUACUGUCCGAAGAACAACAUCAUUGUAACCGGCGGUAUGGAUUAUUACAUUAGGGUUUGGAACCCUCACGUUAAUGCUAAAGCGAUAUUCGUUCUGAAAACCCACAGCCAGCCGAUCACACACAUAUUGGUAAAUCACGUCAGGGAUCACUGUAUUAGCUUGGACAGGAGUAAAACGGCCUGCAUUCACGAUCUGGCAGACCAACAACUAUUACAGAAGAUAAGCGGGCGGGCUAUGAACAUGGGCACCGUUCCGGUCACGGCGGUGUUCUUCAAUCCUAAACUGCAGUCUCUGAUUCUAGCAACGGAUCACUUGGCCGUCUUGGAGAAGAAGGAAGAAGAGGAGAGAUUCAGUGAUGUUCUUAGUCACAACAAGCCAGUUUGUGCAGCCUUGUUCAACCCGGCAUUCCAACAGGUUGUCACGGCCUGUGAAGGCUCCGUGGUUAGCGUUUGGGAUAUAAACACAGGUAAGAAAGGUAUGCAGUUUCUUAAUGCCCACAAGCGAUAUCACAACGGCGUAGAAUUACCGGUAGAGAUCACGGCCAUGUCAUUUGACGCGGGAGGUAGGCGUCUGAUUACCGGGGCUAAAAAUGGCACAGUGAAGAUGUGGAACUACAACAACGGCUGUUGUAUCGUGGAUUUUAAAGUUCCUGAUGGUAAAGAGAUCACAGCGGUUUUUCACACGUCUCAUCGGAUCUAUGUGACCGGCUGGAACCGUCAGGUAGGAGUGUUCAUAGAAAGUGGGACGAAUAAUGACUACAAACCAUGGCGGUGUGUACACAGAAACGAUGUUUUAACCAUGGCUUUUCUUAGUCCAAACAUUCUGGCCACAGGUUCUUAUGACGGCGACAUUGUCGUCUGGUCUCGAGAAACAGGCCAACUUUACUGUAGACUGAAUGCCAACGAAAGCCAUAAACCUUUGACCGAUAUCGACUUAUUUAAGAAGGAAAGUUUAAUAUCACUAGAAUCAGACGGUACAGCCUCCAGCAGCUCUUCGGUAGAAGAUAAUUCUGCCCCAACGGGAAUUAUGGGAAAGAAAUUGUUGCGAGCGAAAAAGAAACCAGCUCGAGUCAAAUCAGCAUCUGCAUCCAGAUAUAACCCUGCGGACGUUUUGAGAAAUAAGUUUAGUCAUCCACUUUUGCCCGCACUGAACGUGAAUUGUGGAAAACUGGUGGUUACAGACGGUGAUGAAAGUCGGAUCCCUCUUCAGACACGCAAAGGCUAUGAUAACAUAUGCAAGUAUUACGAAGCUGCAGUUGAAUGCAUUAUUUUUCUUGAAAACCGUGAGAAUCACAGACACACAGCUACAGUGGUUGCGAGUGGCGCUGAAGGCUGGGUGCGUUUUUGGUCCACCCACCACAAGGGAGGUCUCCUUGGGCAGUUCCGGGCUAGUCAGAGGAAAGGGGAGAGCGUGAGGGCCCUGGCUACGGACAAAGACAACCAGCUGUUGAUGACUGGCGACACAGCAGGCUAUCUCAAGAUCUGGGACAUCUCUGACUUCUGCAUCAACAAUGACAGCAGCAGCCAGACGGAGGUCUCUGACAACCCCAGCCUGUCUUACAUUGAGGGCCUGACCUCCAUGCGCUGGAACAGGCCACCCCCGGAGAGUAGUUGCCCCCUCACUACUCUCAAAGAGCCUCCCCUGCGUAUCUCGUUCCAGGCACAUACCAAAGCCAUCCGCCACCUGGAGUGCGUCAACGAGCGCAAUAUGAUCAUCACAUCAAGCGACGACUGUUCCGUUCGACUUUGGACGUUCUGUGGACGUUACAUUGGUACGUUUGGAGAACCCUGGCCGGAAUUGCCCGGACGUAUAGAUCCCAAAUCACUGCCUCCCAAGAUUCCUGGCGAACUGCGCCGCGUAGCCUCCGCCACCACUCUUAAAGUACUUAACGGGGGUAAACUGCCGCACUGGCGACUUGCCCUGAAUAUUAUCCGAUUCCGCGGGGUGGAACAAAUAAAGCAGCAGUUUACCCAUCUCACAGACCCAGAGGAGCAAAAGCCGGAGCUGAACAAACAUGGAACAGAAGCUCGCCUUGGGAAGAGUACGAUUCUCGGACAAUCCUACAAGAGAACAACACGGCACCGGAUGGAACCAGUGUUACCUGAGCUGCGGGAAGUGUAUUCAAAUAUCGGUGUUUAUCACACGUUGCAUUUCUCUAACAUGACCCCACUGGAGUUCGACACCAUGCUCAAAGGACUUUCCAAAGCUCAAGAGGCUCGUCUUGGAGCAUCGGGCAAACAACUGAGCCAGUUAACGUGCAGGCAUAUCGCGGAGAGGACGAAAAAUCUGCCCAAGCUAUUUCAGCAGUACGAGUCCGUGAAGAGCCGUAGUAUGCCAGGUGGAGAGCUAGCCCCGUCGGGCCGAAUCAGGGAAUCUCUGAGGAAAACCAAAACGGCGUUAGAGGAACAGGAACAACAGAAAUAUGGACUAAAAGACGUCAAAUCCGCAGAGAAUAAUGUUCUAGCUCUUCGAACAAUAACGGAAUAAUCAAUGUAUAUGUAAUUUGUGUGCGUUAUCGUUUAACUUUUACCAGCAUGAUUUGUGAAAACGGGUUUUCAACCAGGAUAUAUCCGUGUAACAGGGAAGUGACUGAAGCGAACAUUUAGUUUAAUUCCGUCUUUAUCGUAUCAUAUGCUUCCUGCUGUCGCUACAGUUUUUGUUCAGCGGUGAUAAAGUUUUUGUACCCGGUUCUCAGUAUUACUUCAUACAC
Messenger RNA from Liolophura sinensis, 3847 nucleotides. Its product is annotated as WD repeat-containing protein on Y chromosome-like. The transcript is spliced from 2 exons. Lineage: Eukaryota; Metazoa; Mollusca; Polyplacophora; Chitonida; Chitonidae. The record is from RefSeq and is a predicted model, not a curated record. Gene Ontology annotation, molecular function: calcium ion binding; protein binding. Bases 1 to 3624 code for a protein of 1207 amino acids.